This is a messenger RNA of Cyphomyrmex costatus, 478 nucleotides long. RefSeq names its product omega-conotoxin-like protein 1. NCBI's taxonomy places the organism in Eukaryota, Metazoa, Arthropoda, Insecta, Hymenoptera, Formicidae. The transcript has 3 exons. The record is from RefSeq and is a predicted model, not a curated record. The coding region runs from base 90 to 323 and encodes 77 amino acids.
CCAUUGUAAACUAAGAAUUCAGUCGAGGUCGAGCUCUCGAGUCGGUUCAAUCUGAAGAACUUUUGUCUGGAUACGACACUUUUGAGAAGAUGGCGAAAUUGAUGCUGUACGUCUUUGUAGCGUUGCUAGCUGUGUCUCUUAUCAUGGGCGCUCCCGAUAAGUUUAACUGCGGUCGACAUGGUGACCCUUGCGUUUCUGAAUCGCAAUGCUGCCCCAAUAUGAGAUGUCAUCGUUAUGCAAACAGAUGUCAAGUUAUAAUUACUGAGGAAGAAUUGAUGGCACAACGUGAGAAGAUUUUAGGCCGAAAGGGCAAAGAUUAUUAGAACAGAUAAGUUUUCUAUAUCAGGAUAUUAUGAUGGAUGACGUGUCUCUUAAUCUACUAUUCAUCUGAUUUACUUUUGAUUUGAAGACUGUAUUUUGAGAAAUUAAAUAUUAAUGUAUAACAUUUGUAUAAUAAUCAGAAAAAAUCAAUACGAUA